This is a messenger RNA of Dictyostelium purpureum, 372 nucleotides long. RefSeq lists its product as uncharacterized. Lineage: Eukaryota; Evosea; Eumycetozoa; Dictyosteliales; Dictyosteliaceae. The record is from RefSeq and is a predicted model, not a curated record. The coding region runs from base 1 to 372 and encodes 123 amino acids. Gene Ontology annotation, molecular function: protein-macromolecule adaptor activity. The transcript has 2 exons. Gene Ontology annotation, cellular component: membrane; endoplasmic reticulum.
AUGGAAUUUCUUUCAAACUGGUUAAUAUUUGUUGCACUUUAUAAAUUUGUUUCUUUCUUUCUCAUUUUUAAAGAUGAUGUUUAUAAAAAUCAAUUUAACAGAGACAUAAUGAAACAAGUGAACCCUUUGUUCUGCAGAGCAAUACAACUAUGGCUUGCAUAUACUGGUGCUGUAUCAUUAUUAACAUCAUACCAUUUAGAUAAUAAAGAUUUGGUUUUUAGUUGUUUCAUUUCUUUUUUGAUACCAUUUCCAUACUUGGUUAAUGAAUUCUUUAUUCAUAAAACAUAUGCCAAGAUACAUGCAUUGCAUGUUUUCCCACUUUGCGUAACAUCAAUAAUUGGAUUAUUUAAUCAUUAUAUGGUUAAUUUUUAA